GUCAAUGAAAAAACUGUGGGAGAGCCUGGUUGGCUUUAUGGGAGUUUUCAAGGACAAUUUGGUUGGUUUCCAUGUAAUUAUGUAGAAAAAAUAUCAGAAGGAGAAAAAUGUUUAUCUCCGAAGAAGGCCUUACUUCCUCCUACCGUAUCUUUAUCUACUACCUCAGCUGCUUCGGAACCACUUUCACCAAGUAAAACUGCAGAAGAAGCUGAUUACCAAAACAUACCUUUUUCUAGCCUGAAUGUCACUACGACGUGGCAACAGAAAUCGGCUUUUACUCGCACUGUGUCCCCUGGAUCUGUUUCACCCAUUCAUGGACAGGGGCAGCCUGUCGAGAACUUAAAAGCACAAGCACUUUGCUCUUGGACUGCAAAAAAAGAUAACCACUUGAACUUUUCAAAAAAUGAUAUCAUUACCGUCCUGGAGCAGCAGGAAAACUGGUGGUUUGGAGAGGUACAUGGAGGAAGGGGUUGGUUUCCAAAGUCGUAUGUCAAGCUCUUACCUGGAAGCGAAAUCAAGAAAGAGGAACCAGAAGCUAUUUAUGCAGCUGUAAACAAAAAGCCUAACACACAACCUCAUGCAGCAGGAGAGGAGUACGUUGCGCUCUACUCGUAUUCGAGCUCUGAGCCUGGUGACUUGACUUUCACGGAAGGCGAGGAAAUCCUCGUGACCCAGAAGGAAGGGGAAUGGUGGACGGGAAGCAUCGAUGGCAGAACCGGAAUCUUCCCCUCCAAUUACGUUAGACCAAAAGAUCAAGAAGCGUCUAGUAAUGCUGGCAAAACUGGAACAAUAAAUAAGAAACCCGAAAUUGCUCAGGUUACUACUGCCUAUGCUGCAUCAGGAACUGAACAGCUUAGUCUUGCCCCAGGACAGCUGAUACUGAUUCUGAAGAAAAAUGCGAGUGGAUGGUGGCAAGGAGAGUUGCAGGCAAGAGGGAAAAAGAGACAAAAAGGAUGGUUCCCUGCCAGCCAUGUGAAAUUACUGGGUCCGAGCAGUGAAAGAACCACAUCUGCCGCUCCCUCAGUGUGUCAAGUGAUAGCGAUGUACGAUUAUAUGGCAAACAAUGAAGAUGAGCUCAGUUUCUCCAAAGGGCAGCUCAUUAAUGUUCUGAGCAAGGAUGAUGCUGACUGGUGGCAAGGAGAAAUUGGUGGUGUGACAGGUCUCUUCCCCUCAAACUACGUGAAGAUGACCACAGAUUCUGAUCCAAGUCAACAGUGGUGUGCUGAUCUCCAGAGCCUUGACACUAUGCAGCCCAUGGAAAGGAAAAGGCAGGGCUACAUCCACGAGCUCAUUCAGACGGAAGAAAGGUAUAUGGACGAUCUCCAGCUCGUCUUAGAGGUUUUCCAAAAACCGAUGGCUGAUUCAGGCUGUCUCACAGAAGGAGAAAUGGGGCUGAUUUUUGUUAACUGGAAGGAUCUCAUCAUGUCAAAUACAAAGUUACUAAAAGCCUUGCGAGUGCGUAAGAAAACAGGAGGAGAAAAGAUGCCGGUGCAGAUGAUCGGGGACAUCUUAGCGGCGGAGCUCUCUCACAUGCAGGCCUACAUUCGGUUCUGCAGCUGCCAGCUGAACGGAGCUUCCUUGCUGCAGCAGAAAACCGAUGAAGAUGCUGAUUUCAAAGACUACUUAAAGAAACUUGCCUUGGACCCUCGCUGCAAAGGAAUGCCUCUCUCCAGUUUCCUCCUGAAACCUAUGCAAAGAAUAACCCGCUACCCUCUGCUCAUAAAGAGUAUUCUAGAGAACACUCCAGAAAAUCACCCCGAUCACAGUAACCUCAGGCUUGCCUUGGAGCGUGCGGAGGAGCUGUGCUCUCAGGUUAACGAAGGGGUGCGUGAGAAAGAGAAUUCGGACAGACUGGAGUGGAUACAGUCCCACGUCCAGUGCGAAGGCCUCGCAGAGCAACCUGUGUUCAACUCCCUCACAAACUGUUUGGGACCGCGGAAGCUCCUGCACAGCGGCAAGUUGUACAAGGCCAAGAGCAGCAAGGAGCUGUACGGCUUCCUUUUCAACGACUUCCUCCUGCUCACCUACAUGGUUAAACAGUUCGUGUCUUCCGGCUCCGACAAACUGUUCAGCCCCAAAUCCAACUCCCAGUUCAAAAUGUAUAAAAUGCCCGUUUUCCUUAAUGAAGUCCUAGUGAAACUGCCCACAGACCCCUCAAGUGACGAGCCAGUUUUCCACAUAUCACACAUUGACAGAGUUUACACACUUAAAACUGACAACAUUAAUGAGCGGACUGCCUGGGUCCAGAAAAUCAAAGCGGCGUCAGAGCAGUACAUCGAAACUGAGAAGAAGAAACGUGAAAAGGCUUAUCAAGCUCGCUUACAAAAAACCUCAGGAAUAGGACGCUUGAUGGUGCAUGUGAUUGAAGCAACAGAACUGAAGGCCUGUAAGCCCAAUGGGAAGAGCAACCCGUACUGUGAGAUCAGCAUGGGCUCCCAGAGCUACACUACGAGGACCCUGCAGGACACCUUGAACCCCAAGUGGAACUUCAACUGCCAGUUCUUCAUUAAGGAUCUGUAUCAGGAUGUCCUGUGCAUCACCAUGUUCGACAGGGAUCAGUUCUCUCCUGAUGAUUUUUUGGGUCGCACUGAAGUUCCAGUAGCAAAAAUUAGAAUGGAACAAGAAAGCAAAGGCCCCACGACUAAACACUUACUGCUGCAUGAAGUUCCAACAGGAGAAGUCUGGGUCCGUUUUGACCUGCAGCUCUUCGAUCAGAAAACACUCCUCUAAGAACAUUUUUUUUUUUUCUAAUUUAUGAAGGAAAAAUGAAGCUGACAGCCUCAACAUUUUUUUUUAAAAAAGAUUCCUUCCCCCAUGCUGGUUAUUAAGCAGGAGUUCCUGCUGCUUCCAUAUUUCCUCUCGGUUAGUGGUUGCAUUUAGUUCUUUGCAGCAUUCAAAGUUCUUGUUGAUCUAUGCAAACACAAAUGUUACUGUAUAUAUAGUACUUAUAGCUCAGUGCCUUUUUAUUAUGUUGACAUAUCUCACAUUUGGAUGCCAAUAUUUCCAUGUUCAGGGCCA
Molecule: messenger RNA, 3018 nt
Organism: Apaloderma vittatum (bar-tailed trogon)
Lineage: Eukaryota; Metazoa; Chordata; Aves; Trogoniformes; Trogonidae
Gene: ITSN2
Product: intersectin 2
Exons: 20
Biological process (GO): positive regulation of Rho protein signal transduction
Molecular function (GO): protein binding; guanyl-nucleotide exchange factor activity
Source: RefSeq, a predicted model, not a curated record